Caenorhabditis auriculariae is the source of this 12905-nucleotide messenger RNA. NCBI's taxonomy places the organism in Eukaryota, Metazoa, Nematoda, Chromadorea, Rhabditida, Rhabditidae. The record is from the annotation of a GenBank genome assembly.
AUGGCCUACAAGGUUCCGUAUUGGGUCUGGCGACGGCUGUCGCCAUUCCUCUCCCUAGCCAGUUAUCUCUACUUCACGACGCUCCACUUCGUCUUCUGGAUCCUCAACGCCUUCCGGGAACGGCAGUACGUCCGCGAGCCGACCGACAGGCUCUUGUUGAUCAGCGCCACGCAGGCGGUCCGCAUGAUCGCCGGCAGGGAGAUCACCUCCAGCCAACUUGUCGAGGCCUACAUCCAUCGGAUCGAACAGGUCUUGGGAUCAAAGAAGACAUCUUGUAGAGCUUUUCAUGGCGAUUCUUACAGUAUACUCAUCACAACAAAGUUCUAAACUGUUACUGUAGCUAGGUUACGGUAGGGUCCCUAAUUAUGCGUUUUUUCUAGGUAUAUGGUAUAUCAAUCGAUAGGUAAUGCGAUUUUGAAAGCUUUUCUAGUGCAUGCCAACAUGGGUUACUGUAGAAUUUUUUCGAGUUACGGUGCUUUUUGUGUUUGCGGACUGUUUUUAAGUCAAACUGUGUGUUUGAAGAUAGUACCAGGCUGCUAACUUUCGUCAGUUCUUCCUCGAUCUUUUCAGAAGCGAAUUUUUUUUUUAAAUUCGGACUUUUGGGCCCCUAAAAUGAAGAUGGAAAGCUCUAUAAGAUGGCUAUGUAACCUUGAAGAUUUUGCCUUCACCUCUCUUUGUCUAGGUAAACGGUGCGAUCAACGCGGUCGUCGUCAAGAACUUUGACAACGCCCGACGCCAGGCCGCCCUUGUCGACGAGUUCAUCGCCGACAAUGAUGACGACGUCGUUCAGGAGGUCCUCCAGCUCCAUUUUUCUCUAGAUUCUGAUCAGAAUCGUUUCAGCGAGUUCAAGCUGAACCGCUUCUCGGCGUCCCGUUCACCAUGAAAGAUGCCAUCGAAGUCGAGGGUCAAAUCGUGACUUGUGGCGUUUUCAAUCGGAGGGAUUUCAAGUGCGAAAAGUCGGCGGAAGUUGUGAUGAGGUUGGUUUGAAGUGCAGUUGGAGAAAUGAGAGGAAAAUCGUAGUUAGUAAAAGCUACAGAGCUACGCUUCUUAAGUGACCUCUUCAAAAUCACUCUCAAGAAUAUAAGGCAUAGAGAAGGGACAAAGAGUCAUUCAGAAAGGCCUCAAGACCUAGAAAGUCUGAAUAUUCUCCAAAAAAAGCAAUAAAAACUGAAUCAUAUGAAGGAAUAUAUGCUCAAAAUAGUUUCGGAGCAGUCAAAGCAGAAAUUGAAAAUGAACCGCGACGCUUUGAUCCAAUCCAAAUGCGACCCUUUAUGAAAAACCCUGUAAAGCUGAGAAAGACGAACUUUGGCUCAAUCAAUAUUUAAGCGUUCUUUCUAUCUUUUUCAAACUACGGCUUAUUCUCGAAGAAAAAUAAACCGCGACGCUUUGAACCAUUCCAAAUGCGACCAAAUAUUUUCAAAAUAUAUGCUUUGAUCCAUUCCAACGGCGGCCCUUAAUUAGAAAAUCUAUGAAACUGAAAUAAUUGAACUUUGGCUUGAUCCAACUUCAAGAUUGUUUAGCCUCUGUCUAUCAUUUGUCAAACUACGGCUUACAAAAACCUCGACCCUUGAGCCAUUCCAAAUGCGGCCUCUUAUGGAAAAGCCAAAAAAGCUUACAAAGACGAAAUGUGACUCAAUCAAGAUUCAAGAUUUUCCAAUUACUCUCUACCUCUGUUUAUCUUCGGCUUAUCUUCGUAGAGAAAAAGAAACCGCGACCCUUUGAGCCAUUCUAAAUGCGACCAUUUAUGAAAAAGCCGAAAAAAUGAAAUUGACGAACUUUGGCUCAAUCAAACUUUAAGCGUUCUGUCCAUCUUUUUCAAACUACCACUUUUUCUCAAAGAAAAUGAAAACCGCGACGUUUUGAUCCAUUCCAAGUGCGACCAUUUAUGAAAAAGUCGGAAAAAGGGUAAUUGACGAACUUUGGCUAAAUGGAACCUUAACCGUUCUAACUAUCGUUUUCAAACUACGGCGUAUUCUCGAAGAAAAUGAAAACCGCGACGCUUUGAUCCAUUCCAAGUGCGACCAUUUAUGAAAAAGUCGGAAAAAGGGUAAUUGACGAACUUUGGCUAAAUGGAACCUUAACCGUUCUAACUAUCGUUUUCAAACUACGGCGUAUUCUCGAAGAAAAUGAAAACCGCGACGUUUUGAUCCAUUCCAAGUGCGACCAUUGAAAAAGCCGAAAAAAGCGAAGUUAACGAACUUUGACCCAAUCCAGCUCUAAAAGUUUUCAUUUAACGUCUACUAUGCUCAAACUACGGUCUAGUGUUUGAAAAAAGAAAGUUAGAUCCAUUCCAAAAAGAAAACCGCGACGCUUUGAUCCAUUCCAAAUGCGAACUUUUAUCAGAAAACCUAAAAACUGAAAUAAAUUACCUUGGCUCAACCCAACUCUAAGAUUUUUCAAUUACUGUUCAUCGUUUUCAAACUACGGCCUACCGAACAAAAAAGAAAACCGCGACGCUUUAAGCCAUUCCAAGUGCGACCAAAUAUUUUUGCAGGAUGCAAAAUGCCGGCGCGAUUCUCAUGGCCAUAACCAACGUCCCGGAAGUUUGCAUGUGGGUCGAGUCGAUCAACAAGAUCUACGGAAGGUCCAAGAAUCCUUAUGAUACGAGAAGGAUGACUGGAGGAUCUAGUGGAGGAGAGGGAGCACUUCUUGGAGCUGCCGGAAGUGUGGUAGGUCUUUUUUGGAUACAGUUUAAGAACCAUAGCAAAGAGGUACUGUAGGAGCUUGAAAUGACUUUUUACUGAGCAAUUUCGAUAAGGGAAAAGUUUUUUCUUAAGAUCGGCAUCGGAAGUGACAUCGGCGGCAGCAUCCGCAUGCCUUCGUUCUUCAACGGAAUCUUCGGAAUGAAAACGACGCCAGGUAUAAUGCGAAAAAAUGGCUGAGGAGCAUGUUCGCUCCAUGGAGAAAAAGUCAUUUUCUCGGCUCAAAUUGGGAAUUUUAUUGAUACUGUAUUAUUAGAUGCAGUUUUUGAUGCUGACGUCAAACCUGUACUCGAAAACUUUUGAGGAAGUCUGUUGAAAAAGUUAUGACAUCCUAAAGUUCAAAAAAAAAAAGUUUAGGGACAUGUUUGCUCCAUGGAGAAAAAGUCAUUUUCUCGGCUCAAAUUGGGAAUUUUAUUGUAAUAUGCAGUUUUUGAUGCUGAUUUCAGAUCUGUGAUCAAAAACACUCAAAAAUCUUUUUGGAAAAGUUAUGACCUCCUAAAGUUCAAAAAAACCGCUGAGGAACAAUUUUCGCUCCAUGGAGAAAAAGUCAUUUUCUCGGCUCAAAUUGGGAAUUUUAUUGUAAUAUGCAGUUUUCAUGCUGAUUCCAAAUUUAUACUCAAAAAGUUUCGAGGAAGUCUGUCGAAAAAGUUAUGACUUCUUGAAGUUCAAAAGAAAGCCUUAGGGACAUGUUCGCUCCAUCGAGAAAAAGUCAUUUUCUCGGCUCAAAUUGGGAAUUUUAUUGUAAUAUGCAGUUUUCAUGCUGAUUCCAAAUUUAUACUCAAAAACUUUUGAGGAAGUCUGUUGAAAAAAAGUUAUGACAUCCUAAAGUUCAAAAAAAAAAAGUUUAGGGACAUGUUUGCUCCAUGGAGAAAAAGUCAUUUUCUCGGCUCAAAUUGGGGAUUUAUUGUAAUAUGCAGUUUUUGGUGCUGAUUUCAGAUCUGUGAUCAAAAACACUCAAAAAAAUCUUUUGGUAAAGUUAUGACCUCCUAAAGUUCAAAAAACCGCUGAGGAACAAUGUUCGCUCCAUGGAGAAAAAGUUUUUCUCGGCUCAAAUUGGGAACUUUAUUGAUACAGUGAUCACUAGAUGCAGUUUUUUGUGCUGAUUUCAAAUCUAUGAUCGGAAAUUGCCAAGAAGUUCUGUUUUCAAAAUUAUGACGUCUCAAAUUUGAAAGAAAUAGUUGAGGAGCAUGUUCGCUCCAUCGAGAAAAAGUUAUUUUUCUCGGCUCAAAUCGGGAUUUUAUUGAUACUGUAUCAUUAGAUGCAGUUUUUGAUGCUGAUUUCAAGUCUGUGCUUGAAAAAAAUUUUGAGGAGAUUUGUUGAAAAAUUAUGACCUCUUGAAGCUGAAAAAAAAAAUUUACUUUCUGGUUGAAAUCAUUUUAGGAAGGCAGGUAUAGCUGCCCCCAGUUAUUCCGAAAAAAUUGAGCAAAGAUUCGAUUUUUCAAGUCUUUUGUAUCCUCCGUAGAAUACUUGAACAUUGAAGAAUUUCGAAAAGACGUUUUGAUCCGAUUUUUAUUCAAAAUUAACCCGUUUUUCGUCGCUCUGAAGAAUGAAACUCAAUAGGAAAGGCUAAAAUUUGAGAAGCCAUAAACUUUUUGACACACCUUCUGGGGGUAUUCAGAUCUCAGUUUUGAAAUCAGCGCAAAAAAUUGACCAUGAUCUCAUUUGAAAGUGUCAAAUAGGUUUGAGACCAGUCUAGUCUUUUUAAUGUCAAGUCGCCGCUCAAGCUCCGCCCCUAAUGGUGCGAAAUACCAAUCAGAGAGCGAGCUAUCCACAGAGCUUAUCCCAAUGACGUCAUUGUACUUGACAUUCAAAAUUUGAACAGACUAUGGAGUUUGAACGGAAAUCUCAAGCUACAGCCAUUUUCCAAGCUUCUCCCGGAAAAGCCAUUUGAAAAACCGCUUUUCAGGCGUGAUCCCACUGGCCGGACACGUUCCCGAGCCAUCGGGCUACAAAACGGAGAUGCUCCGAAUCGGACCCAUGUGCCGUUUUGCCGAAGAUCUGCCACUGCUGAUCAAAGUGAUGGGUGGCGACAACGCCGUCAAACUGAAUCUCGACGAGCCAGUCGUCAGGAAGAAGCUCCGAGUCUUCUACAUGGAAGGGAUCAGCGAGAAUCCGCUGAUCCAGCCUUUGGACGACGAGAUGCGAUACGCUUUGAAGAGGGUUUGUAGCGGGAAAUGAUCAUGAGAACGGAAAAAUUCUUGAAAAAAAGGGUAAAGUCCAUUCACUAGGACUUGAAACAAUCUGACCUGUCUGUGCUCUCUUCUCUCUCAUCGCUUAGGUUAGAGAAAUAGGAAAAGAGCCCGAGGAUGAAGAGGGCACAGAGAAAAAGAAGAAGAGCGCAGAGAAAGGAUGCUUUUGCACAUUUUGGUUAAUUUUGCCAGCAUUUCAUUCAUAACGGCUCGAAAAGUCUGACCUGUCUGCGCUCUCUUCUCUCUCAUUAGAGAGGUCAUAGAUACGAGAAAAUAGCAUGGUAACACGAGAGAACGCAGAGAAAGAAGGCUAGUUCAAGGUUGAAAAGUUGAGAUGAUCAAGGAAUUCAUAUUCCUUGGAAAAAGCCAGUUUUCGCAACUUAAUGGUCGCAUGUAGAAUGGCUCAACGCGUUGCGGUCGCAAAGCGGCUCCUGGAAAAUACUCCCGACUUUGAACGGUUUACGAAAGUCGGAAAGAGAUGCGAAAGGGCAUAUUACAGUAUAACCCCCCACAUGUAUUGGGUAUCGCCCCCGCGACCCGUUCGAACAAGUCCCCCGCAAUUAUCCAAUGUAGCCCCCGCAACUAUCCAGUAUAACCCCCCACACCGAGAAUAGGUCACGCAACGAUCACGCAGGACACGUGUCAGAGCUUCCAUUUUUUAAUUUGUUUUCUAUUUUUUUCGUAUUAUUCGUCAUUCUUGGUUGUUUUAAAUGGUUUUUUUUGUAUUUUCGCAUGUAAAUUCGUGUUCUUUUUGUGAAUUUAAUAAUUUUUGUGAUUUGAUUUGUAGAUCAUGGAAGAAAUUAGGUCGCUGACCGAGUUUCAUGAGAAGUUCAAGGCAGACAAAGAAGUUUACGGGUACGUCUCGCCGAGAUACGUACGAAUAUCAUAAAAUUAUGGGGCGCUGACCACUUAGAAAAAAUUAAGAUGAACUUUAUUAGUUUUCAAUCAAGUAAUUGUUCUGAGGAAUAGAAUUCUUUGCUUUUUCUUUUCAUGCACAUUAAUUAAUAAAUUACUUAGGAAGAUAGGCUUAGUUUUAAGGCUUCACACGGAGGCGGAGCGCGCAUAGCGCGAAGCCGACUGUGGCUCGCUUCGAAAAAACUGAGCCACAGUGAACAAUUCGUCAAAUAAAUAAAAUACUUGACAUGGAGGGGGCAUUCUGAAAUGGAGGGGGUCAUUCUGAAAUGGAGCAGGGGCCAUUCUGAAAUGAGAGGGGGUCAUUCUGAAAUGGGAGGGGGCUUGUUCGAAUGAGCUCUGGGGGAACUAUUUCAAAGUCGUGCGGGGGGCAAAUAUGAAAGAUUGCCUAGGCAUUUCAGAAUCGCCCCCCGUUUUGUACUGCGGGGGGCCAUUCUAGAAUACAUACUCACCCCCCGCGUUUGAUUUUACCCCCCACAUGAAGUCCUCCGAUUUUACCCCCCGCAGAUCGGAAUUUGGCUUGGUGGGGGGCUUGUUGGAACGCGGGGGGCAAAAACAGUGUGGGGGGCGAUUCUGGAAUUUUCCCAUGCGAAAUUCAACCUUCAUCAGCUGCGGUAUCCAAGGUUUUAAGAUGCGCCCGACCUGAACCGACUUGCGCCCUGGAACAUAGACACCCGUUUUAGAUCGCCUUGAGCCAUUCCCAGUGCGACCAAUUCGAGUCAAAGCGAAUCGACUAUGGUUAAUUAAGAACUAUAGUCCGUUUUCCGUGACUUGAAAGGGCGGGACUUCUGCGCCCUCUCAUUUUGACGUACUAUUUUUGCGUUUCUCUGACCUCGAGGGAACAGAGAGACGCAGACACGCGAAAACUGUAGAAUUCCCUUGAAAAAAAUGAAAUAUUUGAAUUUAGUCCGUCCAAUUCCUCGAAAGGAAGUACGACCUGAUCGCCCAUCGGAUCGACAUUCCGCUGGCCAAACACUUCAUGGAAUUCUUCAUGCUGUCGAUGAGCCACGACAACACCGACCCCAAGUUCUCCAAGCUCAUGCUUUGUACAAAUGUGUGGUUUCCUUCUUCUUCUUCUUAUUUUGUACCCCUUAAGGGGCCCCAAUAGAUACUGAUACCAAUGGUAAUCAAUGGACUAGCUCUUGUUACCUAUCCUGAUUAUGAUGCCGUGAUUUUCAACUACCAAAAUUUGGUUUGGCCGCGGCGGGGAUCGAACUUGCGACCCUCCGGACCAUAACAAGGCACACAACCCGUUGCGCUACGGCGCCUCAUUUGCUCGUAUCUACUCGGCAACGGUGUCAAAACGUUCCCACUUUCAAGGGAACUCUUUUAGUCCCUCGAAAUCAAGUGGCCACUUAAGAGGUUUCUCGAGAACACUAAAGGGGCCACAAAAACCAGCUUUAUAGAAGCCGCUGUUAGUGGCCACUAAAGUAGAUUCCAGUGCUCUGUUAGUCUACUCAGACUUCUAAAGAGGCCACUAGAUUCAGCCACUUAAGUUGCCACUAAUUAGACUACUGUAGUGGCCACUAAAACGUCAAAACCCUCAAGUAGCGACUCAAUGAUUUGCCAGGAACUUCUGGUGCGAAGAGUGAUUUUUUCCAAUUUCGAAGGAUACGGUAUGUGGAAAGUCCGCAUUUUGAGUUGUUCACUCCGAGUGUUUGCGGUUUUUUUGCGUGACACCUCCGAUUGGUUUUUCAUUUUGAUACUGAGCUUUAUUUUAAUAUAUUAUAACCCCAGAAAAAUCAAAAUUUAUCGUUACUAAAGAUAAAAUAACGAAAGAGAUUUAAAAAACCGCCGAGAAAAUGGUCACGCCACACAAGUGCAAACACAGACAACUUUGAUUGCGGGACUUUGGCGUACAGUACUCUUCGAAAAUGGAAAACUAGCGUUUGUCGCUUUUUUCAAUGAAACUUGGCUGAAGGAGACUUUAGAAACCGCUGAUCCUAGAAAAAGGAAAAAAAUUCUCCUAAUAAGUGAAUAACGUUUUUUUGGGUCGUUUGCGGACUUUAAAGGCUUAUAGGUUGAAAAAUACCUAUGUUUUGUUUUUCGAAGAUCCAAAAUUCAUCGGAAAUUCAAAAUAAGUUCCUUUUUCUGAAGUUCCCAGACCCUCGCCUAACUAUUUUUCCUACAUCUUUUUUUCCCCUUCAAGAAAGAAAUUCUAGGGCACCAAAGGCGACGUCAACUGCUACCAGGAGCUUCUCAAGUUCGUCAUUGGAAAGUCCAAUCAUACCCUCGCUGGAAUCAUCACCGGAAUCAUCGACGGGGCUGAUCCGUGGACCAAGGAACAGAAGAAUGAAGUGGGGAAAAAAAAAGAAAAAAUUAUUUUCGCUUUCCAGCUCCUCUACAAACGCGACAGGAUGAAGAGACAAGUCCGUGAACUUUUGGGCAAUGAUGGCAUUUUGCUGUUCCCAAGGUACUGACAUAGGCAAAGUCGGAGAGGGUGGAAAAGGCUCCAUAGAAAUGUUCCUUUUUGCUGCAUUUUUGCACCUUUUCAUCGGCUGUUAUGCACCAAUUUUGCUGCCUUUAAUUUUCCCACCAUUUCUUGAGCCUUCAGAAUCCCAGAAAAAAUGGAAGGCUCGAUAAAGGGACCCUUUUUGCUGCCUUUUUGCAGCCCUUUUGAAGCCUUUUUGCGGCCAUUUUGCUGCCAUUUUGCAGCCUUUUUGCGGCCAUUUUGCUGCCUUUUUGCAGCCUUUUUGCGGCCUUUUUGCAGCCUUUUUGGGGCCUUUCUGCGGCCUUUUUGCAGCUCUUUUGCGGCCUUUUUUGAGCCUCUUCCUUAUAGCGGCCAUUGUCCACCAUUCCAACUAUCGAUAGUGAAAUUCGGGCAGAACCCUAUGAAAAUCAGCCAAUUUUAAGACCUUGCAAAAAUCUCCAGUUUUUGAAGUCCCUGAAUCUUAGUCGAAGCUGACUUCUACCUUUGGAAAAAAAAUGGCCCUUUUCCAAAAAAUUCCAAAGUUUUCAAUGACGUCACUUUCAGAAACUAUUUAUUGAAAAAAAUUUCAAAUCUUGGGCUUGUUCAUCGUAAAUAUUUGUUUUGAAAUCGAUUAUUUACUAGUUUAUUUGUGACCCAAAUAAUCUAUCAAUUUUCGACAAAAAAGCGGGGGUUUCAUAAUUUCUAAAGUCAUCAUCGUUUGUAAAGUUUUAAAUUGACAAACCAUCCUCUGCGAAGUGUAAGAUAAUAGUAAAAUUGAUAAUAUUCCAAUUUUGAAACGUAUUCAAGCAUUCGCCUUUCACGCGUUCCGAGAUUUUCAACGGCUUCAUUUUCAAUUUGGAUAACAGUCUAUCAUUUUCUUCAAAGCUUAUUAUGCUCUCAUCAUACAAAACCUCACAGAAAUUCGAAAAACGAGAAAUUGUGGAAAAUACAAACGUUUUGCGCCACACUGAUAAGAAAAAGUCCAAAAAUUUGUAGUCAUUCCAUAAUUACUUCAUAUUGAGCUUGUCAAGAUUUCAAGCCAGUUCAAAAAAAGCGGCGGAGCUGAGAUUUUCAAGUAAUCACUAAAAAAACCACUUGAGUGAUCACUAAAAGGGCAAGUCUUUCUGAAAGACGUGGGGGGUUUUUCUUGAUGUGAAUAUGAGUAAACUAUUCAUGCUUUCAUUAAAAAUAUUAUUGAAAAAUUGGUUUUUAAAAAGGUUGAAAAAAACUUGGCCCUUUCCCAAAAAUUCCAAAAGUUUUCAAUGACUCCACUUUCAAAAACUAUUCAUUAAAAAAACCAAAUCUUGAUUAUUUUUAUCAACUUUACCACCGUAAACUCGAUUCUAUUCGAGUUGCUACUUAAUUUAUCAAUUUUCAAAAAAAUUUAAAUGAAAAACUGGGGUUUUUUUCAUAAUUUGUAAUGUAAGGCUUGUGUUGUGGGACGUGAGAAACUAAUAUCAAUAUUUAUCAUUUUUUGAAUUUUGUUUUAAAAAGCGUUAAAAGGGACCAAAAAUCUUGAAAAACUUUCGAAAAUUCAUCAAAUUUGAGUUUUUUAUCAGAAAAAAUUCAGUUUUCUCCUCACAAAUCAUUUUACUUUACGGUUCAGAUUUUCCUGAAAAUUGGUCAGAAUGCUCUUUGGUGGGCCUGAUGAAGGUUCUGAAAGUCUCAACCUGCACAACUUCCUAUUUUUCGAGAAAUACGGCCUGAAAGACCAAAAAUAGCCCGUUUUGAAGGUUUUCUUAGACUUUUCUCAAAAAGUAGAAAAUUGUGGAGGUUGAGAUUUCCAGAAUCUCCUUCUGGUACAUCAAGGUGUGUUCUAGCCAAUUUUCAGGAGUAUCCGCAAAGUGAAAUGACCACCCUUGUCAGGAACUGGUUCAAUUUCAAAUCUCUUGUUAAUCAAUUUCUUCAUCCUUCUUCUGUCCCCUUCCUCAAGAAGUAAUAAAAUUGCUCAUUUUCCAGCUGGCCCUGCACCGCCAUGUACCACAAUGAACCCCUGCUGACCCCUCUCAAUUUCGGCUACACGGCCCUUUGGAACGCCCUCGCCUUACCCGUCGUCCAGUGUCCGUUGGGUCUCGACUCCAAGGGACUUCCUCUCGGCGUCCAGGUAUUCUGAUUUUGGGUCUGCCAUCAAUCCUUUCAAAUUAAAUCAGAAAAAGUUCUAUUCCAAGUUUGAUAUAGUCAAUGUUUCCCGACUUGAAAGGCGAGGGAGGCGAUGCAAGGGGUGGGACGCGUAGCGUGUGCGUACGCGGUUCUUGGCGCCAGUUCAAUUAAAUUGCCGCCGACUAUUUAAAAAGCUCGGCAACCGCUCUUUUUCAAAUUUUUCUACUAUUUUUUGAUGCACACAUGAACAUAAUUAAUAAAUAAUUACAAAAGGAAUGAAAAAAGCGAUAAAUAAGCUCUCUGAAUGCUCGGUGAAGGUUGAAUUGAGCUCGUGCCAAGAACCGCGAGCGCACACGCUACGCGUCCCGCCCCCUGCCCCGCCUCCCUCGCCUUUCAAGUCGGGAAACAUUGACUAUAUAUCUCCAUUGGUAGAGGCCUUAUGAACUUUUUUUAUAAGAAUAUUAAUUUACCUACAGAUCAGUAUGAACCCUAAAAGAUCUCAUUCGAAUCUGUAUGAAAAAAGAAGGCAAAGUCGGAAAAGGCACCAUAGAAAUGUUCCCACUUUGCGCCAUUUUAUCGGCCAUUAUGCACCAUUUCUGCUGCCUCUCCCUUUUUCCACCAUUUCUUGAGCUUUUAGAAUCCUAGGAAAAUGGAGGCUCGAUAAAGGGACCCUUUUUGCUGCCUUUUUGCUCCCUUUCUGAAGCCUUCUCGCUGUCUUUUCGCUGCCAUUUUCCUGCCUUUUUGCAGCCUUUUUGCUGCCUUUUUGCUGCUAUUUUGCUGCCUUCCCGCGGCCUUUUUGCUGUCUUUUUGGGUCAUUUUCUCAGCCGUUAUGCACCAUUUUUGCUGCCUCUCCCUUUUUCCACCAUUUCUUGAGCUUUUAGAAUCCUAGGAAAAUGGAGGCUCGAUAAAGGGACCCUUUUUGCUGCCUUUUUGGUGCCUUUUUUCUGCCUUUUUGCUGCCUUUUUGUGGCCUUUUUGCUGCCUUCUUCCUGCCUUUUUGCUCCCUUUUUGCUGCCUUCCCGCGGCCUUUUUGCUGUCUUUUUGGGUCAUUUUCUCAGCCGUUAUGCACCAUUUUUGCUGCCUCUCCCUUUCUCCACCAUUUCUAGAACCUUUAAAAUCCCAGAAAACAUGAAAGGAUCGAUAAAAGGGAAUCUCUUUGCUGCCUUUUUUCGGCCUUUUUCGAGCCUCUCUCCCUUUUUUUAACAGCCAUCAUCCACCAUUCCGACUUUGCCCAAGUUAAGUUUACCAUACCUUAAUCAGAUUAAACCAGGUAAAAUUUUAAAUUGACAAACCAUCCGCGGGAAACUGUGAGAUAAUAGUAAAAUUGACAAUAUUUCCAUUUUGAAACGUAUUCAAGCCGUCGCGUUUCACGUAUUUUUCAGAUUUUUCAACGGCUUCAUUUUCAAUUUGGAAAGGAGUUUAUUAUUUUUAAAAGCUUAUUAAUAAUAGAUAGUUUAUUCACUGCCAUUAUUUAACAUAUAAUUGAAGAAUAGAUGAUCAAGUGAAGGAAUAGGCAGAGAAAUAACAAUACACGGGAAAGAGUCAACCCCAACGAGUUGACGGGUACCCGGAAAUAUGGCAAAUUCACAGGAGACGAGAGGGGAUAUUUUUCAUGAAAGGCUUCAAACGGAAGAGCAUUCAACUUUUUUUACGCAGAGUUUCUGGGGUAACGUUAAAAUCUAAAUAAGAAGUUAGUUUAUUCCAAAGAGGAAUAGUUCUAGAAAAAAAGUCAUUAGAAAAACUGACCAGUAGUCCGUAGUCGAAGUGGAUUUCUCUGUAACAGGGAUUGAGUGAAAUAAUUAUGCUCUCCUCGCACAAAAACGAAAAAUUGUGGAAACUACGAACUUUUUGCGCCACACUGAUAAGAAAAAUGCUAAAAUUCAAAAAUUCGACUUUUUUCUUUUGAACAAGCCUUUUUUCCCUGGCUUAAGUCCAGAAGAAGUUCAUACUGAGCUUGUCAAGCUUUAAAAGGUUAUAAUCAGCUCAGAAAAAAAGGAGGGGGGCUUAUUCUUUCAAGCGGUCACUAAAAAAGCCACUUUAGUGAUCACUAGAUGGCUCGGAAUUGUCGGAAAACAUGAAGGAUUUUUUGUCUGAUGUAUGAGUGGACUAUUUUUUUGUCAUAUAGGGUUCGAAAAAGCUGUCCCCAUAGGGGUUUAGGGUCUGACCCCUUAGUCCCUAAAUCUCAAGUGGUCCCUAUUGGGAUCUUUCAACUUCAUUCAAAAAACGCAUAAUUUUAAUUUUUCGCAUAGAAAUGCUUCUUCGCAUAGAGUUCAUAACAAGUGUCGACCAGCAUGUCCCCUAAAGGGGCCACUUUUUCAAGCUUCAGUGGCCGCUAUAGGGGUUGAAAAAGUGGAUCCUCUUAGAGCCCCUAAGGUUGCCCCUGUAGAGGCCACUUUUCAAGCUUCAGUGGCCCCUAUAGGGGUUGUUAAAGGGCCCCUAUAGGGACCACUCUGGAGCUCCUAAGAAUAUUCUCAAAAGCACAAAAUUGAAAUUCCAGGUGAUCGCUACAAACAACAACGACCGUCUUCUGAUCGCCGUCGCCCAGGACCUCGAAGAAGGCUUCAAUGGAUGGGUUCCGGCUAGGAGAAGCUAG